Vanessa atalanta (red admiral) is the source of this 794-nucleotide messenger RNA. RefSeq lists its product as uncharacterized. The record is from RefSeq and is a predicted model, not a curated record. The coding region runs from base 183 to 614 and encodes 143 amino acids. Lineage: Eukaryota; Metazoa; Arthropoda; Insecta; Lepidoptera; Nymphalidae. The transcript has a single exon.
UGUAAAUGUUAUUAUCAUUUCCGAAAAAUAAAAUUAUAAAUAUGCUGGACAUUCAUACCCAAUAUUAUGUUCGGUAAAGUGUAUUGACGCAGUUGCCAUGCAGAUUUUAGAUUUGAUACAUGCCGCAAUAAAGUAGUAAAAUUAUAUUUAUUGCAGUGAAAAUGUUAAUAAAGUAAUAAAUAAUGGAAAGUGACCCUAAUAAAAAAGAAUCAAAGGGGAAGAGAAUUUUGAAAAAAGCUAUUCGACGAAAUAGUAAAUCUAGUAACAACAGUCAAAAUUCCGCCCUGAGCCAGGGUAGCGGCGCGACUCGGUCGAAAAGUUUCGAAAAUAAACGCCUGGCCCUCGAGAUAAAUGACAGCACGCCGCUGCCAACGCCGGACGGAACUGAAAGAGCCGAGCACAGUCACAAUAGUCCCAGGCUAAACUUAGACGAGCCGCAGCAAGUUCACAAGGAUGAUCAAGGCGGAAUGAGAUCGAAAAAGACUGUAGAUAUCAACGAAGGUCACAACACGGUGUACGAGGAAACACCUGCGGCUAAUUCCACUAAUGCAAAGAACAUAUCGAAUCUUUCCGUAGUAGAUGCUAGUAAACGAAACCUUAAACGGGUUGGUUGAAUAUUCCGCGGUACCCAUUCGAUAGUUGGGUCGAUGUUAAUGUAUGCAAUGAACGAAAGAGCGAUCACUUACGUCGCACUUCAAUUGUUUUCAGAAAUUGGAAGAAGACAGCGGGGCCGGCACGAGCGGCGCCAGCACCGGCGCCUCGGACACCGACGCCGACGACAAGGAUCCCAGCAA